UUAUUAGACCAGCCAUUGCCACACAGCUUCUCUUGAUGGAAAAUGGUAGUUAACUGAAUACAGAAGAAAUGAAACUGACUGACCUUGCAGCCUUGAUCCUACAACUCAUCAUUCUAAUACUUUAUCAGUGUUUCAUUUUAGAAUUAGUAAGAUAACUAGUGAGGAUAAAUAUAGUUCAUAAGAGUUCAUCAAAGUUUUAGUAUCUAUCUCAUUAAAAAUCUGAACAAUACAAACAGAUAAAGGAGAUCAAUGAAUCUAAUAUAUGAAUUCCUAAUGUAGAAUAAAUGUAAUACAUCUUUAUAUUUGGGCAUAACUAAGUAGUCUGUAACAUUACAUUUCAAUUUUCGUGGUUUCCUUGAAAGAUAAAAAAAGAGAAUAGAAGCCAUUUUUUAAAUUAUAUUCUAAAUAUAAAAGGCAUAGAAAACCUAUAAACUCAAAGUUCUGUUCAGAAAUAUUUUUAUUAAAUUAAAACUUAAUGGAUUUCAAAUAUGUUCCAAGUAGUUAAGAAAAACACCGCAAGAGUGCAAUCAACUCAUUCUGUUUACAAAUAGAAGGUUUCAGUGAUGUCUAUAUAACCUUUCCUCUGACACACGUGAGAGUUGUCAUUUUUUCAUUUUUUAUAUUAAGUUUUACUUUGCCAUGAAGACCUCUUCUGAGAAACCUGACUUCGAUUCAUUACUGGGAGGAGAUGUCAAAAUUCCACAAAGUGUUUCUAUCAAGCCAUUUAUUAGAGCAAGAAUGGAUGAAAUAGAAGCAUUAACCCAGUUAAUUGAAACUCCUAGUAACAAUAUACUUUUGAAGCAAAAAUUUCCUAAACAUAUGAGAAGGAGGGCAAUGAGUCAAAAUGUUAAACGGAUUCCCAAAAGAUUGAGAGAACAUCACAUAGAUAUGAGGGAAAAGUCUGGAAUACGAGAAGUACCCAUUAAAAGACCAAGAAGAAAAUACCGUAGAAGACCUCAAAACCUCUUAAGUGACUAUAACAGACGUCAGAAAGAAUUUAUUUGGCUUGAAACCCACAUAUGGCAUGCAAAAAGAUUCCAUAUGGUUGAGAAGUGGGGUUAUAAAUUGGCUGAUUUUCCCAAUGACAAAAGUUAUAGAGCUUGCUAUCGGGCUACCACAAAACAUUGCCUAAUUCAGGAUAUUUCUUUUUACUGCUGUAUAGAACUUAGUGGCUUAUUGAAUGAUAUUCUUGAAGGUAUGGAAAAACAUACUAGCAGUGAAUGUGGACUUACUUUUUGUUCAAAAUACAUUCAGUCCGGGAAAACUGAGGGGCAUGUUACAUUUUUUAAAUCAGGAAGAUACCCUUAUGGAGCUAUUGGAGAAAUAAACUAUAUUUGGCAGCCUUGUUCACAAAUAUCAGAAACAGACACUCUGGUAUUAUGGCUAUGGUGUCAUCCAUCAUAUUAUUCAGAAAUUUUGGAAGAAUUGAUAAAAUCUUAUGGUUUAGAUCAAAAUGAAGAAAAUCAAAAUUUAGAUUUUAUGGAAGAAGACGAUACCAAAACUGUUGAAGAUAUAAAACUAGAAAUAAAAAAUAUUCCAUUUGGAAAAUGUCCAACAUAUCAUUCUAGGAUAAAUUCAGUUAAAAUGGUUCUGUUAAAGGAUACCCUAAAUUGUUUCCGUCUUACAGGCCCUCUUUCACAGGCAUUACUAACUUCCUGUUUCAAAGAAAUAGACCUGUCUAAAAGAACAGUCUGUGAUUGGAGUAUGCAAUUCAAAGAUAAAAUAGACAUUUUUAAAAAACAAUUAUUAUUUUGGGAGAAAAUGAAAAAUAUUACGCAUCCAGGACAGCUUCCACCAAAUUUAGUGUUUGGUUUACUUGCAGUUGAUCCUAGAUUAACUAUGCCACAUCAUAAAAACAAAGCUGUUGGCAAUAUUUCAGAUUUUAGUUGUCAAUCUCUUCACUCAAUUGAAGAAGGCUUAUCGUACAGUCCAAUAUGGUCAAGCAAAGUGCGUGAUGAAGUAUCGGCUAGUAAAUUAUCUACUCAACGUCUGAAUGAGCUAAGAUCUGAAAAACUGAUUCCAGGGAUUGAAGUUGAAUUGAACAAUGAGAAUAUUAAUAACUUUCCAGCUGUUCCUUGCUUAUUUAUACAUAGGCCAGGAACCCACAUGGAUGGUAAACCUACAGGAUACAGCAGUGGGUGGGACAUCAUAGUACCUGCUGGUUAUGGCCAACCUGUGUGGCUUGGACUCGUGAUGCAUGGAGGUCGAGCUGGAGGUCUCAAAGAAACAGCGAGUAUUUCAAGAGAGGCUGGAAUAUUAUAUCAACACCCUGAUACAGCUGCAGGAAAGUUAGAAGAUGAACAUAGAAAAAAUGAACUGACUAAAAUAUUUUUCAGGAUACCUCCGGCAAAGAGACCUAACUAUAUAAAGCUUGGAUUUCCAACACCAUUUAACUGUCCUUGGAAUAUUUUAAUUAGAGAUUGGACAGAUGGAGAACAUGAAUCAUUCUUUGUUCUUCGCAAUAUUAAACAAUUAAUAUGUUUAAAAAACAAAUUAAUGAAAAUUAGGAAUAAAUUGUCUUUUGAACCAACUAUGACUUCAGCUCUGGUUGGAGUGAUGAUUACCCUAAAAGGAAAGGGAAGUCUUGAUAAUAAUGCUUAUAUUUGUAUUCCAACUAAGUCUGACUUGGAAACGCUUAAAGCAGAUCCAGAUUUCAGUGGUCCAGUUGAAGAGAAACAUAGAGAUGUUUUUAAAGAGAAUAGAAAAAGUGCCUUAGAGGACCAUCAAAAACUGUUAAGAAAGCUUACAAGAAAAAGGCGCAAAGAAAGAAAACAAGUAGAGAAGGUGAAUGAGUGUUCAAAAUCAGAUGAAAUCAUCUCUGAGCAUAGUGAAAUAAUGAAGAGACUCUGGCUGCCGGAAUGUACAACAAUAAAAGAAUAUGAUUGUAGAACUGUUGUAGGUUUUGUCACAAAUGGUGAUUUCUCUUUUACUAAUGCCAAAAGUUCUGGCGUCGGCUAUAUUUGUCUGAAGGGAUUGCUCGCUUUAUUUCAACUUUUAGAAGAAUUUGAAAAAAAUAGAUAUGUAUUAGUCCGUAAUCAUAAUAGUAACCAGUAUAGGUUUGCUGCAAUUAAUAUAAUUUGUUGACAUUUUUAAUUAAAUAUAAUUAGUUAGUUUAUAUUAUUUUUAUUGAAGGUUACCUGUUUUCAUGAGAUUUAAAUAUACGACUUAUGCAAUUAUGUGGAAAUUACUAAUUAU
Messenger RNA from Nezara viridula (southern green stink bug), 3195 nucleotides. NCBI's taxonomy places the organism in Eukaryota, Metazoa, Arthropoda, Insecta, Hemiptera, Pentatomidae. The record is from the annotation of a GenBank genome assembly.